GCAACCUCCUGUGCGACAUCAGAGACAACCUUUACGGCAGCCUGCGCUUGCGCGUGUUGUCACGUGGACAUUUCCUCUGCGAUAACAGGUGUUUGUGUGUGAGGCGAGGAUCCAACCAGGAUGUCUUUCAGAGGCGGCGGACGAGGCGGCGGACGAGGAGGGGGCUUUAACCGAGGAGGAGGCGGCGGCUUUAACCGAGGAGGAGGCGGCUUUAACAGAGGGGGAGGAGGCUUCAACCGAGGAGGAGGAGGCGGCUUUAGCAGAGGCGGAGGGUUUGGACGCGGAGGUGGACGAGGGGGCUUUAACAGGCAACAGGACUAUGGCCCCCCCGAGCAUGUGGUCGCUCUGGGCGAGUUCGUCCAUCCCUGUGAAGAUGACAUCGUCUGCAAGUGUACCACCGAGGAGAACAAAGUCCCCUACUUCAACGCUCCGGUCUACCUGGAAAACAAGGAGCAGAUCGGGAAAGUGGAUGAGAUCUUCGGGCAGCUGCGGGACUUCUACUUUUCUGUCAAACUGUCUGAAAACAUGAAGGCGUCUUCCUUCAAGAAGCUGCAGAAGUUUUACAUAGACCCCAUGAAGCUGCUCCCACUGCAGAGGUUUCUGCCCAGGCCUCCGGGGGAAAAGGGUCCGCCCCGGGGAGGGCGGGGCGGCGGGCGAGGUGGAGGAAGAGGAGGAGGUCGUGGAGGAGGUUUCCGGGGUGGGCGGGGCGGAGGUGGACGCGGUGGAGGAGGCUUCAGAGGAAGAGGAGGUGGUGGUGGCCGAGGAUUCAGAGGAGGACGAUAAAGGAGGAGGCGCGGCCCUCCAUCUGCGUGGGACAGACUCCUCACGAGGAGCAGCGGCUCUUCCUGUUUUUUUGGAAGAGCCGUGGACCUGGAUCUUUUCCUUCGGAGGGUUUGUGUGACGCAUCUCUGUGGUGCGUUCAUGAACGGGUUUAUUUCAGCCUGUGGUGGUUUAACCACGGAUGGACACUUUUUUAAGGCUCUGAUUAAACAAUGCUUUGUAAACA
This is a messenger RNA of Oryzias latipes (Japanese medaka), 1006 nucleotides long. It is a transcript of the gene gar1, whose product is annotated as GAR1 homolog, ribonucleoprotein. Gene Ontology annotation, biological process: snoRNA guided rRNA pseudouridine synthesis; ribosome biogenesis. Gene Ontology annotation, cellular component: box H/ACA snoRNP complex. NCBI's taxonomy places the organism in Eukaryota, Metazoa, Chordata, Actinopteri, Beloniformes, Adrianichthyidae. The record is from RefSeq and is a predicted model, not a curated record. Gene Ontology annotation, molecular function: box H/ACA snoRNA binding.